Molecule: messenger RNA, 915 nt
Organism: Saccostrea echinata
Lineage: Eukaryota; Metazoa; Mollusca; Bivalvia; Ostreida; Ostreidae
Exons: 4
Coding region: 1-915 (304 amino acids)
Biological process (GO): protein deubiquitination
Molecular function (GO): cysteine-type deubiquitinase activity
Source: RefSeq, a predicted model, not a curated record
AUGAAUAAUUUAAGAAGAUUCAACCCUAUUUCCAAGAAAUGGCAACAAAAUACAUGUGAAAAAAUUGGGUUAACAUUCUAUGAUUUAGGUCUUUUUGAUGAGAUUUAUGAAAACCAGAAUCUCGGGGAACCAUUGGAUUGCUUAAAGAUCAUAGGAGACGGAAAUUGUUUAUUUCGGUGUCUUGCCUGUGUAAUUUGUGGUGAUGAAGAAAAACACCAUUAUUUUAGACAAAUUAUUACAUCUUUUAUUUCUGAGAGGAAGGAAGCAGUAUAUAAUAAUGAGUAUCCAAAGGAGUACUUGGAAAGAAGUCGUAUGCGAGAACGUGGAAUUUGGGGAACAGAAAUAGAGCUACAUUACUCUGCUUUAUACUUCAACAUAACCAUCUAUGUUUAUACCAAGUAUGGACCAAAACAUGAUUGGUUAGAGUUUAAACCUGCAUCUCAAACAAAUGGCAAAGCUAUUUAUCUUUAUCAUAGAGAUGGCAACCACUAUGAUGUUGUUAGAUCCGUUUCCAAACCUAAUGAUUCAAUUAUAUUGUGUACACCGGGUUUUGAAGAAGAAACAGUGAUACUUACAGAAGAUUCUGACACACAAGAGGAUUCUUCUGUGAUCAACUUGUCUGAUUUUCUCAAGGCAAUGAGUUUUGAGGAUGAAAAUGGAAGUUCAAAUAUGAUAGAGGACAAUGCUUUAGAAACCUCUAAGACUGACCCAUUUGAGUUUGAAGAUGAGGAUUUCCUCUCCUACUCCACAAUACCAACAAAACUCACCUCAACACCUAAGAAAUCAAAGCUGAAACCUUUGAAAGUUGAAAUAGAAAACUCUGACACUGGAAUCAUGAAAAGCUCUGAGAGACAUACCACUGGCUAUAUCAAAAAGGAAAAGAUGUCGCAAAUACUGCCUCAAAACUAUCAGUGA